Mytilus californianus (California mussel) is the source of this 855-nucleotide messenger RNA. RefSeq names its product hemicentin-1-like. The coding region runs from base 1 to 747 and encodes 248 amino acids. Lineage: Eukaryota; Metazoa; Mollusca; Bivalvia; Mytilida; Mytilidae. The transcript has 3 exons. The record is from RefSeq and is a predicted model, not a curated record.
AUGCACGUAACUACAUCUGAAUCGGCAAAGUUUACCUGUUUUGCUGAAAAUGAUGUUGGAACUGCAAAAAGUAACUCAGUUGAUGUCAAUGUAAAUGGAGGUUUACCUGUGGUUGUCGCCGGUGUCCAAAGUUACAAUACAACAUACGGGAAAAAAAUACAAUUAGACUGCAGUUUCGUAGCACAUUCUGAUGUUCUACUUGUUUACUGGCAGAAAAACUAUAAAAACGUAAUAACCACAAUAUACAAAGGUGCUGUAGGGACUGCGGGAAUAACACAUACUUUUCCAUCACUAGUCUUAACCAGGCCAACAACAGCUGAUUCAGGAAUAUACACAUGCUUUGCGACAAAUGUAGCAGGAACCCAGAAAAGCUUACCAACGACGUUAAUUGUAGAAGGAGGCAGACCGAUAAUAAACAUAACAUCAACGAGAUAUACAGCAUUCUAUGGUAAAGAGAUAACACUGAAAUGCAUUGUAUUUUCCAAUCCUUUACUUACCAGCGUAUUCUGGCACAAAAUCAAUAACCAUGGUCAGGUGAAACUUAUUAAAAACGGAGAACCUGGGACGUCUGGUUCAUCUGUUCAAAUACCAUCAUUAACGAUCAAAUUCGCUACGCCUGCAGAUGAAGAAAUUCAUUUUUGUUUGGCUGAAAACAAUGCAGGGUUAGCUGAUAGUCGACCUAUUAAACUUAAUGUACAUGCAGGUAAUCCUUUACAAGUAUACAUUUACUUAAAAUAUGAAUAUUAAACUUAAUAAAAAAAAACCAAAAGUAUCAACCUUAAAUUUGCCAUUAAAUGGUAAAAUCAUUGCAUUAAAAAAAUAAUAAAGACCAAUUGGAGAAAAGAAUUUAUUAUU